UUUCUUGCAUCAGUGUUGUGAGGGAAGCUGCUGAUGGUGAUCACGAAGACAGACAGGUGAUGUCACUGGGACCUGGUCUGCCUCUUUCUAGUCCACCUGUUCUCCCUGCAGAGAGAUUUAAGAGAAACAUGGAGAAGGAUGCCUCCCUGCAGGCAGGCACAUGGAAAUGGGAUGUCUGGCUUGCCUCUGGACUUCCUUCCCUCCGUGUUGAAGUCUUUCACUCUGAGCGCUGGUACUCCAAGAAGGCAUGAACUUUUUCUUUCACUUCCUUUCUUCUAUGGGUGAUGACCUGCCAUCUCUCUGAGAAGGAGUCUGAAGGUCACUGAGUGUCAACAUUGCCACCCCUCUCUGGCUUAAGCAGAAAGGGCGGGGGGCGCUGGCUGGUCACCCAAGGAUUUGGAGAUCUGGCAUGACAACAAUAGUUCUCAGAUGUCACGUGUGUUUCUGCCUGAGGGCUCUGCGUACCACCCUUCGAAGGACUGUCAUAUUUUCUCUGGAGUGUCCUUUUGCUAUCUACCUCUGUAGGAGGUUGGGAGGAGGGCGUGGAAGCCAGCCCUGGGAGUCCUUGAGGAAGAAGGCUGUUGGAGGUCUUGCAGAAGUCAAGUCCGCUCACGGCUGCGUCCUGUCAAAGGCAGGCAAAAGCCUGCGGGAGUUGGGCAAAGAGCCCUGGGUCACACUGGGCCAGCCACCGACAACGGUGGCCUCUAGCUGCAGCUCCAGUCUGGGUCUCGGUCCACUCACAGCGCGGCUUCAGGACCUCAUGGCGCUUUGGUGGACAGCGGGAGGGGACAGAGGCUUCCAAACGCCUUAAUCUCCCCGCCCAUGCUCCGCCACGGAAAAAACAAAACAGGCUUGCGAGAUCCCGCAGCGUCCGAAGACAUCACUGCGCCGAACGUCACCCUCGCUCUGGGUUUGGGGGGAGAGCGCACCGGCUGGAGGAGGAUGGUUCAGCGCGGGCUGAGCUGGAAGGGGUUCUCCGCUCGUCCGGCCGCCGCCUUCGCGUCCCUGCCUCCCUGGCUGCUCAGCGCCUCGGGGGUGGCGGCCGCGCGACCGAGCAGGGGAUGCGCUUACAUAACCGCUCGCCGGGUCCUGCUGCCUCGCGCGCUCGGGAGCCGCGGGCGGGGCGCGCCGCGGGACCGCGAUGCUGCCGGGACCAGCGCGACAGGGCCCCGGCCGGCCCGGCAGGCGGAGGAGCGGGAGCAGCGGCGGCGGGAGGAGGGCGCCGGCGGCGGGGGAGGUGAAGGCCAGCCUGCCACUCCUCCUGCUAUGAUGCCUGGGCAGAUCCCGGACCCUUCGGUGACCGCAGGCUCUCUGCCAGGGCUCGGCCCCCUCACCGGACUUCCCAGCUCGGCUCUGACCACAGAGGAGCUGAAAUACGCUGACAUCCGCAACAUUGGGGCCAUGAUUGCACCCUUGCACUUCCUGGAGGUGAAACUGGGCAAGAGGCCCCAACCUGUGAAGAGUGAGCUAGACGAGGAAGAAGAGAGAAGGAAAAGGCGCAGAGAGAAGAACAAAGUCGCCGCCGCCAGAUGCCGGAACAAGAAGAAGGAGCGAACGGAGUUUCUGCAGAGGGAGUCAGAGCGGCUGGAGCUCAUGAACGCAGAGCUGAAGACCCAGAUAGAGGAGCUGAAGCUGGAGCGGCAACAGCUCAUCCUGAUGCUCAACCGCCACCGCCCCACCUGCAUCGUGCGCACAGACAGCGUCAGGACGCCCGAGUCCGAAGGCAACCCGCUGCUGGAGCAGCUGGACAAGAAGUGACUGCAGGCCUGGAGGAGGCGUCAGAGGAAGAGGGGAGGGGGGCGGAGCAAAAGGAGAAGAGGAGCGAGGUGAUGGAGGCCCCCUCCCGGGCGCAUGACAAACUCUUACGAUGAGGCUUAGUGUAACUGGCCUCCAGCUGGCCCUUUUCUGAAACUCAGCCCAGACGCGCAAGAGCAAGAGUGGACUGAAGAAACCAGAGGGACCAAGCGUUGAGACCAAAGUUGACCCGCAGGUAAGGGCUGUCCCACUCCAAGGCUCAGCUUGAUGGCCACCUCAGCCAGGGAGAUGCCCAACCAGGCAGCCUCCUCAGGCACUCCUCUGGCCUCUCUGCCAAGACUCCCACCCCAGGGACGACCGAGCCGCCAAGAAAAGCCAUGCGUCACAAACACAGUGUGGCCGAGGAUGGAACUCAGCGUGGACUCCAGUCCAUCUUCCCCAGUCCUGCCCAAGACCGAUGGAAAGGGGUGCACCGUGUGGGCUGUGGUGGCCCUGCCCAGGUGGCACAGCCUGGUGGCCCUGCUGGAGUUUGCUGUGGCACUGAGGCGCGGGCGCCCUUCCAAAGCACACACUCAAUUGAUGAAUGUUUACAGACUGGCUGUCCUGGCGGGGCUUCCAACUGCACAUGUUUUUUUUUAUACUUUUUUUUUUUUUUAAUAUUUUUUACAAAAAAAGAAGAUUUUAUACAAGCAAUAUAUAUAUGGAUUUCUAUAAUCACUUGAUGUGACACAGUACACAUAUGCUAUGAUCUGUUGUUACGGACAUCCACCCACCAGUUACAGCCAUUCUAAUCCUAAGUACUGUAGGCUCUGGGUGUUGGGGGGGCGGGUGGCCCGGCGGGUGGGGUGCAUUUCCAUCCUUGUAAACCCUUCCUAGUACUCAGUCCUGUAUCGCUCAGUAAACAUUGCUCUUAAUUACCCAGCUGCCUCAAGUGGUGUCUGCCCAGGGAGAGGGCAUGCCCAGGGCAGGAGGUGUUUGGAGUAGUUUCCAUAGCUGCCCUCCCAGGUAAGCCUGAAUAUGCCCAUUUCACAGAUGAGGAGGACAAGGCCUAGAGAUGUUAAAGAACUCUGUACAUACCAUUUUAAGAGUACUUACUUCAUUUAUUUAGGCCAACUUUUUUUUUUAAUAUUUAUUCUUAUUAUUUUUAAGUGUGUGUGUGUGUGUGUGUGUGUGUGUGUGUGUGUGUGUGUGUCUUUGUGUAGAUAUGUGCAGAGUGGAGUUACAGGCUCUUGUGAGUCACCUGAUGUGGUUGCUGGGGAUCAAACUUGCGUCCUCUGAAAUAGCAGCAUGUGCUCUUAACUGCCGAACCAUCUCUUUCCAGCUCCCACAGAUGUUUUCUGAGGGCACCCUUGAAUGUGCCAGACACCGCAACGAACUGAACCUUUGCUGGGGAAUAAACAAACCUUGGUCUUGCCCCAUGGAGACCACAAUGGG
Molecule: messenger RNA, 3189 nt
Organism: Peromyscus leucopus (white-footed mouse)
Lineage: Eukaryota; Metazoa; Chordata; Mammalia; Rodentia; Cricetidae
Gene: Jdp2
Product: Jun dimerization protein 2
Exons: 4
Coding region: 823-1758 (311 amino acids)
Biological process (GO): regulation of transcription by RNA polymerase II
Cellular component (GO): nucleus
Molecular function (GO): RNA polymerase II cis-regulatory region sequence-specific DNA binding; DNA-binding transcription factor activity, RNA polymerase II-specific
Source: RefSeq, a predicted model, not a curated record